AUUCGCGAUAGCCUCUAAUCGUUGAUCUCAAAUCUAGCACCGAGCACUGUGCCACCAAAAAAAAGGUGAAGAAACGAACCAAAAGAGAACAUGGAGUAGGCGCACGCACCCAUCUAGCAGCCUCACGCUUUUUCUUUGAUGGCUUCACGUUUCCACCGGAGUAUUCAUUCAUUGCACGAUUGAAAGAGCCAGCAAAGUCAUGGCGUCAGACAACACACAGCGAAGCUACACGAUCAUCCCCUGCUUCAUCUUUGUCGAGCUUGUCAUCAUGGCUGGGACGGUCCUGCUGGCCUACUACUUUGAGUGCACGGACACCUUUGGCAUCCACAUCCAGGGCUUCUUCUGCAACGACGCUGACCUGAUGAAGCCCUACCCUGGCGUGGAGGAGAGCAGCUUCGUCCCCCCCCUCAUCCUCUACUGCGUGGUGGCAGCUGUCCCUACCGGCGUGAUCUUCAUCGGGGAGAUGUCCAUGUUCAUCAUGAAGUCCACUCGGCACAGCCUGCUGCUCCAGGAGAAGACCAUAGUGACGGGCGAGUGCUGCUACCUCAACCCCCUCAUACGCAGGAUCAUCAGGUUCAUCGGUGUCUUUGCUUUUGGCCUCUUCGCCACGGAUAUCUUUGUCAACGCCGGCCAAGUCGUCACGGGCAACCUGGCGCCGUACUUCCUCAGCGUGUGCAAGCCCAACUACACGGGCACCGAGUGCCGCUUCAACCACCAGUUCAUCGCCAACGGCAACAUCUGCACCGGCAACCAGGCGGCGGUGGAGCGGGCGCGGCUGUCGUUCCCCUCCAAAGAGGCCUCCCUCAGCGUCUACUCCGCCGUCUACGUCACCAUGUACAUCACGAGCACCAUAAAGACCAAGAGUAGCCGCCUGGCCAAGCCAGUACUGUGUCUGGGGACGCUGUGCGCCGCCUUCCUCACCGGACUCAACCGCGUGUCCGAGUACCGGAACCACUGCUCCGACGUCAUCGCCGGCUUCAUCCUCGGCAGCUGCGUUGCUCUCUUCCUGGGGAUCUGCGUGGUGAAUAACUUCAAAGGGGCGCAUGCGACUCCGUCCAAACAGAAGAGCGAGGAUUACCGCGGCCUGCCGCUCAUGACCUUCCCACGCGUAGAGAGCCCUCUGGAGACACUCAGCGCACAGAACCAUUCAGCAUCAAUGACUGAAGUCACAUGACUAAAGGGACAACACCGAGUGACCUUUGCUUCCCCACAACACUUCUAGGCACAAAUGUUUUUGUACUGUGUCAUACUGUAUAAAGGACAGUAUUCUGAUGUUCCUAGUUAGAGGCCAAUGUUUUGUACAUUUUGUAUAAGAGAGUGUUGUAGCUUAAUCCCCUAAUUAUGUUAGCUCUGGGCUAGGAGAACAGUACAUGUCGGGACAUAUGCCUUUCUGGUCAUGUUUUACAUCACAAAGUAAAUAUAUAUAUAAAUAUAUACAGUCUAUAUAAUGUCAUCGAAAUGUUGAUGUUGUUUACGUGGUAUUUGUACAAAGAAUUUAUUUUAUUUCCUUUAUUUCUGUACAUUUUUGACAAAGGGUCAUAUUUUGUAUUAUUUUCUUAUCUGUAUAAAACAUUUUGAUCCAAUUUGCCUGCAGUUGUUUUCAGGAAUGUUUUCGUAUUUCUAUUUUUGGUGUAACGGAAAAAAAACACACUAUGGAUCGUGACAAGUGACUUUUGUUUUGCCAGUUUAAAUGGCCUUUACUCAGCAUGAAAUUGCAGAACUGUUUCAAUAGCCAGUGAUCCCUAACUUGUAGAUCUUUCUUUUUUUUUUUUUUAUAAGUUAGCAUUUCUUUUGGAAUGCUAGAUAUAUUUUUCCUCGGUUUGUCCACUGAAUAAAUAGUCUGUAGCUGA
Messenger RNA from Sardina pilchardus (European sardine), 1850 nucleotides. RefSeq names its product phospholipid phosphatase related 1 (gene plppr1). Gene Ontology annotation, molecular function: phosphatidate phosphatase activity. Gene Ontology annotation, cellular component: plasma membrane. NCBI's taxonomy places the organism in Eukaryota, Metazoa, Chordata, Actinopteri, Clupeiformes, Clupeidae. Gene Ontology annotation, biological process: phospholipid metabolic process; signal transduction; phospholipid dephosphorylation. The record is from RefSeq and is a predicted model, not a curated record. The coding region runs from base 200 to 1174 and encodes 324 amino acids. The transcript is spliced from 8 exons.